CGGUGUCGGCGGCGGGACGGGGCGCCCGGCGCUGUCCGCAGCUCCCGGGGCACCGCCGCGCCGCCCCAGCCAUGUCGUCCAGCUCCCCGCCGGGCGAGCCCAAGAGCCGCAGCCUGGGCCGGCUCUCGCUGCCCAGGAGAGGCAGCAUGACGCCCGGCAAGAAGGCGGCGGCGCUGGAGCUGGCCGAGAGCGCCCCGAACGCCCACUACGCCCCGCUGGCGGCCGCGCAGGGCGGGCAGGCGCCCGCGGGAUGCGGCCCCGCGCCGGAGCGGGAGCGGGCGCCGCGCCUGCGGAGCGAGGUGCUGGUGGUGAGCGCCGACUGCCCGCGGCCCCCCGUCAGCCUGGACCCCCGCGUCUCCAUCUACAGCCUCCGCAAGCCCCUGCUGAGCCGCAGCAGCGUCCAGGGCAGGGUCUACAACUUCUUGGAGCGGCCCACGGGAUGGAAGUGCUUCGUGUACCACUUCACCGUCUUCCUUAUUGUGCUGAUAUGCCUUAUCUUCAGUGUGCUUUCUACAAUUGAGCAGUAUGCAGCUCUUGCUACAGGGACAUUGUUUUGGAUGGAAAUUGUGUUAGUGGUAUUCUUUGGAACAGAAUACGUGGUUCGGCUAUGGUCAGCAGGAUGCCGCAGCAAAUACGUUGGAAUAUGGGGAAGGCUUCGUUUUGCUAGGAAGCCUAUUUCAAUCAUUGAUUUAAUUGUAGUUGUUGCUUCCAUGAUAGUUCUUUGUGUGGGCUCUAAAGGUCAAGUCUUUGCAACCUCUGCUAUCAGGGGCAUCCGUUUCCUGCAGAUCUUACGGAUGCUGCACGUUGACCGUCAGGGCGGUACCUGGAGGCUGCUGGGAUCAGUGGUGUUCAUACACAGACAGGAACUGAUAACUACACUCUACAUUGGAUUUCUGGGCCUGAUUUUUUCCUCUUAUUUUGUGUACCUGGCUGAGAAAGAUGCUGUAAAUGAUUCCGGAGAAACAGAGUUUGGCAGCUAUGCAGAUGCCCUGUGGUGGGGAGUAGUGACUGUUACAACUAUUGGCUAUGGAGAUAAAGUGCCACAGACCUGGAUAGGAAAGACAAUUGCAUCUUGUUUUUCAGUGUUUGCAAUCUCAUUUUUUGCACUGCCUGCGGGAAUUCUUGGUUCAGGCUUUGCCCUAAAGGUACAACAGAAACAAAGACAGAAGCAUUUCAACCGUCAGAUUCCAGCUGCUGCCUCACUCAUACAGACUGCAUGGAGAUGCUAUGCUGCAGAAAACCCAGACUCUUCUACAUGGAAAAUAUACAUUCGAAAACCUGCCAGGAAUUAUCAUUUGCUCUCACCCAGUCCAAAACCAAAGAAAUCGGUGAUGGUUAAAAAGAAGAAAUUUAAGUUAGACAAGGACAAUGGGCCUUCUUCUCCAGACAGGAUGUUGGCUAUACCACAUAUCACUUACGACCACGUGGCUGAGGACAGGAAAACUGAUUUCAGUUUUGAACCAUUUGAAAAUUCUGGACAAACAGGAAUGUUAAAAUUACUUGAUUGUCAGCGCUCCUGGCCAUCCUUUUCCACAGACCAGCAGUCUUCCAGCGCUCCUUCCUCUCCAGUAAAAAAGAGCCCAGCGUUUCUAGAUGUGAGCACAGGACCCUUCAUCAGGACCAGCAGCUUUGCCGAUGAGCUUGACCUGGAGGGCGAGACCCUGCUGACCCCAAUAACUCACAUCUCACAGCUACGGGAACACCACCGCGCUGCCAUCAAGGUGAUUCGGAGGAUGCAGUAUUUUGUGGCAAAAAAAAAGUUUCAGCAAGCCAGGAAGCCCUACGAUGUCCGAGAUGUCAUUGAGCAGUACUCUCAGGGCCACCUCAACCUGAUGGUGCGAAUCAAGGAGCUGCAGAGGAGGUUGGACCAGUCCAUAGGAAAGCCAUCUCUUUUUAUCUCUGUCUCAGAGAAAAGCAAAGAUCGAGGAAAUAACACGAUUGGUGCCAGGCUGAACAGAGUGGAGGACAAGGUCACACAGAUGGACCAGAAGCUGAACCUCAUCACGGACAUGCUGCAUCAUCUGGUUUCCCGUCAGCAGGGGGAUCAGGGCAACAACAGAUCCUCUCAGAGAGGCAACAGCAACCUCAGUUCAGAGCUUUUCCUCCCUAACAACACCCUGCCCACCUAUGAGCAGCUGACAGUACCGGGAGGGAACGAAGACGACAUCUCCUGAUGUGGUGCAAGUCUGGGUUGGGUUGUUCCUACUUUUCUCCUCUGAACGGGACUGAGUGUUGAGAACCAGGGAGAAAUUAAGUUCAUCAGCCAACCAAGAAAUCGUGCAACUGCUGUAUCUACACCACUAGUCUCAAACAUGCUGAAGUUACCCACAGUAGCCAAAGGAUUGCCAGGCUGUCUUCCACCAGGCAAAACUUCUGGAAGUUCCAUGUUGAUUUUGUUCCUGAGCAAAUGAUCACAGCUUGUUAUUUCUCAAAAAGACCAAAAUGAUGCAAAGACAGGCAGAAUGGCAAGGAUUUAGAGCUCCUGUAAUAAUAAUAAUAAUAGUAAUAAUAAUAUUCUAAUAAUACUUGAACUUAGAUGGAAAAAAAUGCAUUCUGUUUAUGAAUCUGCAGAUAGCAAUUUAUUUCUAUUACUAAGGUUUUUAAAACAAACUAGGAUAACUUAUGUUGUUUUUAUUGUAUAAACAUACACUAACAUUCUAGACAAUAACAAACCACAUACUGAAUGAUUUUCUUUUUCUGUUUUAUUUUAGUGUUACUACAUAAACAGUUAUCAGAUAAUGACCAGAUUUUUAAAAUCUGUUUUUCUUCAGGGAGGAACUAAUCCUUAAUCUGGAACAAUACUAUUUAUAGUGGAAAGUGCUAUAGAUUUUCUAAGAUAGCAGUUUUUCAUGGGGGAGACAAUAAAGUAUUAUAUAGAAAAAAAAUCAUUCUGCUUUCUAGAAAAUUGUUGCCAAAGAAUUUAUAUAUAAAUAGAAAACACAGUGGUCUGGAUGUACUUGUCCUGAGCAUUUUAAAAGGAAGGCUUUCUACUUCUUAAAUCUACUGGUUUUUAGCUUACAGACGCCAAGAAAAAUACAAGAGGCUGAAGUGGCUGGACUUCACUGGUCAAGUAUUUGAGCUGGCCACUCACAGAACAUCCAUAAUCCCUGCAGGAAUCGAGGCUUCAGUUCAGGAAAGCAUCUCUAAUCCACACAGCACAUAUGACAAUUUUAAUGUUUUCUUGAAUAACAUCUGGAGAAACUCAACCCCGUACAAGAGUGGGUUGGUAUUGACAAGUGCCAGCUCUGUAUUUUAGAGAUUUGAGGGCCUCAGCUACGAGCCAUGGAGCUGAACCACACUGCCCCACAUGAUGAUGACUGCAACAAAACCAGCAGUGUUGGCUUAGUGUGAGUUCUCACACACACAAGGUGGGCAGGAGAUGGGCUUUGAUUACUAAGGCUGAAAUUACCAAGCCUUUGCAGAGACUCAGAACCUGAAUCAUAUCAGUCUUUAAAGCUGACAGCCUCAGGAAAAGCUCUUUAGUCCAACCUGGUGGUAGUGGUAGCUCAAACUGCGGGGAAGCGAGAGACGUGGACAGAUUUAUCAGCUCUUGCACUUCGAGCAUCCUACACAUCCAGUGCACCCUGUUCCCCUCACUGCAGAGCCUGUAGCCCACAGUGGUCUCCCUCUCCUGGGGGGUGCCCUAAAGCCUCAUACCUUGGCACAGCAGUUUAUAUUACCCAUCUUUUGACCAAUAUUACCAACCUGAAAUACUGAUGCAUAAUAAAUGAGAUCACAGGCAACCUUCUCAUAGGGAACUCUCACAUUCUGGGCUUUCUUUCCAACAUUUCAUCGCUUUGACUUGGACUGCAGAGAAAGUCCUGUAUUAAAUAUCCUGUAUUUAACUUUCCAGAUUCUGUUACAGUUAUCCAGCCUCUCUGUUGUACAGUAGAUAAAUGUUAAGGGUGUAGAAAUUUACAGGCAUAAAGAAGAAUUGUAUCAGGGCAUUAUGUUUUCAUGGAAAUCAAAAAUAUUGUCAUGAUUUUGAACAUUUUUUUAAAUGAGAUUCACUAUGUAAUUUCAGGUUAUCAAUCAGCCUGUUAAUUUCCUAAUAAAAUACAGGACAAGA
Motacilla alba alba is the source of this 4069-nucleotide messenger RNA. RefSeq names its product potassium voltage-gated channel subfamily Q member 1 (gene KCNQ1). Gene Ontology annotation, cellular component: voltage-gated potassium channel complex; membrane. Lineage: Eukaryota; Metazoa; Chordata; Aves; Passeriformes; Motacillidae. Gene Ontology annotation, biological process: transmembrane transport; potassium ion transport. The record is from RefSeq and is a predicted model, not a curated record. The coding region runs from base 72 to 2174 and encodes 700 amino acids. The transcript is spliced from 18 exons. Gene Ontology annotation, molecular function: voltage-gated potassium channel activity.